GAUACUACAAGACAAAAUGGCGAAGAGUUUGAGAUCUAAGUGGAAGAGGAAGAUGAGGGCAGUUAAACGAGUUAAGAACUUAGAAAAGGAGAAGGUGAUGUUGGUGAAGAUGGUGGACAAGGCGAAGAGGAACGAGGAUGUGGAGAUGAAGACAGCCGAAGAUAUUAAAGAGGACAGGAUGGAAACCUCAAGUAAGCCUGAAUUCAACCCCCGAACAAUGAAGAACAAGGACGGAAACUAUCCUAAAUGGUUGUCAAAAGCCAAGGUUCAGAAACUCAAGCUUGCAAACAAGAGCAAGGUUAAAAACAAGAAGAAGAAUAAAACCAAGAAUUGAACUUGUUUUCAGUGUUUAUUUUUUAAUAAAUUUGAUUAUUUUUCCGUAAA
This is a messenger RNA of Eurytemora carolleeae, 384 nucleotides long. RefSeq names its product protein LLP. The coding region runs from base 17 to 334 and encodes 105 amino acids. The transcript has 3 exons. Gene Ontology annotation, cellular component: nucleolus. NCBI's taxonomy places the organism in Eukaryota, Metazoa, Arthropoda, Copepoda, Calanoida, Temoridae. Gene Ontology annotation, molecular function: RNA binding. The record is from RefSeq and is a predicted model, not a curated record. Gene Ontology annotation, biological process: dendrite extension.